Melanotaenia boesemani (Boeseman's rainbowfish) is the source of this 1764-nucleotide messenger RNA. RefSeq names its product B-cell receptor CD22-like. The coding region runs from base 24 to 1424 and encodes 466 amino acids. The record is from RefSeq and is a predicted model, not a curated record. Lineage: Eukaryota; Metazoa; Chordata; Actinopteri; Atheriniformes; Melanotaeniidae. The transcript is spliced from 8 exons.
UGAAGGAGGAAUGUGGGAGUUUCAUGGCGGCCCUGUCUGUGAACGUGGUGACAGUCAACAUGUUACUGAGUGUCUUCUUUCUUUCAGGUGUUUUUGCUGGUUGUGAUGAGAACAGAGUUGGUCUCUUCAUCACUGCACCAAAGCAGAUGGAAGCACUGAGUGGAUCUUGUUUGCAAAUCCCAUGUAGCUUUAGAGAUAAAUCAGGAGAAAAGAAUGAAAGUCAAACAAAAGAAAUGUUUGAUGGCAGCAGAGAAACAUUUGGGGUGUGGCUUAAAAGUGAACCAAGCUAUGGAAAUAAUCCAUCUAAUAUUAUUUUUAACAGCAGUAAGUCAGAAAAUUCCUUUAAAAUGAAAAUAAUUGGAAACCUGAGUCAGAAAAGCUGCACCACUUUGUUUUAUAAUUUAAACUCAAGUCAGUCAGACAGAUACUUCUUAAGGAUUGAGAACGGACCGUUCAAGGCUACAGCUCGCUGUGAUCCUGUUAAUAUAACAGUUAAAGAUUCUCCUCAGAGACCCAGAAUAGAAAUCUCAGGUGAUGUGAAGGACCUGAAGGAGAAGGAGUCUGUCACUAUAACCUGCUCAGCUUUCACUCCCUGUCCACACUCCCCUCCUGAACUCACCUGGAAUCUCCAACAAGACUCUCACAGACAAACAGAGGAAAACACAGAUGGAACCUUUACAACUAAAAUCCAGCAGAACAUCACUCUGUCACACAGACAUGAUGGAUACACCAUCACAUGUUCUGCCAGAUAUCCUGUGGAUGGAGGAAAACAUGUGAACACAUCAGAGACUCUCAGUGUUUCAUAUGCUCCUAAAGACACCUCAGCAUCCAUCAGUCCAUCAGGUUUGGUGUCAGCAGGUAGCUGGGUGAAGCUGAACUGCUCCAGCAGAGCCAAGCCUCCCGUCAGCAGCUUCACCUGGUUCAAGAUCAGCACAGAGGGACCCGUUAAUGUGUCUGAGGGACCGGUUCACAGCUUCAAUGCAGCGGAUGGAGGAGUUUAUUACUGUGUGGCUGCAAAUAAACUGGGAAACCAGACGUCCCAAGAAAUCUGUAUUAAUAUUGAAGACCCAUCAAACAGCUCAGCGUUCAUUAAAUUCGGAGGAAUUGCUGUGAUCAUCAUACCCAUCUGCCUGCUUGUCUGGUUUUGGAGGUUUAAGAAACGUCCAACUCAACAAGAGAAUCAGAAUCAAACAGGUGAAGAGCUUACUCUUCAAAUUCCAGCCAAUAAACCAGAGGAAGAAGUCCAUUAUGAAGAUAUAAACUUUUUGACCCGGAGACCUGAAGCUUCCUCCGUCUCAGUGCAGGACAGCAGACAGCAGCAGGAGACGGUGUACGCACAGGUCAAAGUGUCCAAACAAGAAAACAGCUCAACACGAAUGACGAACGGACCAGAGGAUCUCUACGCUCAAGUAAAGAAAAAGUGACUCUUGGUGUGUGAUUAAAUAUCGCAUCUUUACUUUUUUAUGUUAGUUAAUGUUUUUACUCCUUUCAGUUCAACAGAAGCUGCAAAGCUUCUCACACAGUGGUUCAAGUAGUUUUGUCACUUUAGAUUUUAUUAUUGUCCAGUUUGGGUUGAAGUAGUCAAACAUCCUUUAUUUAGAAAAGCUAAUAAUACUACACUGUAAAAGUACUUGAUUAAAUGACAGUUUUUUAUCAAAUAUUGGGUAGUAUGAUGAUAAAAAGCUGAAUGAUCUGUAACCCCAUAGAUUCCAGAGGACAGAAUCCACAGGAUUUCCAUUUCAGUCCAUCUGAAAGUAAAUCUGA